Messenger RNA from Aedes albopictus (Asian tiger mosquito), 12091 nucleotides. RefSeq lists its product as uncharacterized. Gene Ontology annotation, molecular function: DNA helicase activity. Bases 203 to 12091 code for a protein of 3962 amino acids. NCBI's taxonomy places the organism in Eukaryota, Metazoa, Arthropoda, Insecta, Diptera, Culicidae. The record is from RefSeq and is a predicted model, not a curated record. Gene Ontology annotation, biological process: telomere maintenance; DNA repair. The transcript is spliced from 5 exons.
AAGUAACCGAUUUUUAUAUUGUUUAUAGGAAUUCGACGAUUAAAGAAAACGAAAACCGGUUGAUAUCCAAACAGGGGUGACAAAGAAAAGUAGAUGUAAGGGGUUCUGUAAUACUGGAAAAAUCCUUAAAAUACAUAUAUUUUUAAUUUACAGACAACACUUUGUUUUUCAAAUAUAAGUAUUUUUCUCUACGAUUCCUGCAAUGGCUCCCAAUAAACGAAAGUGUAUUGGUCGGAUGCAAGGUAAAGCGAAAAAAAUGAGAGAACAGCGUCACAAUGAAACUGCUUUGGCACGAAGUAAACGCCUUUCUGCGUUGCGUGAAAGAGCUAGGGCAUCUAGGGCUUUAGAGAAUACAGCAGAGCGGGAGGCCAGGCUAAGUGGUAUGGCAUACCGAGCGUCUGCAGCCAGAGCUUUAGAGACGGUAGAACAAAGUGAUGAUCGGCGACGACAUAUGGCAGAAAGAGCCGCAGUAUCCAGAGCAGCAGAAACACAACAACAUCGUGAGGAACGGCUUCAGGACAUGGCACGUCGAGCAACGGUUUCCAGAGCAGAGGAGAUAGAUGAGCAGCGUGAUGUUCGACUGCAGAAUAUGGCACAACGAGCAGCGGCAUCCAGAUUUGAGGAGACACAGCAACAACGAGAAGUUAGAUUGCAAGGUGCAAAACAGCGAGCAGCGACAUCCAGAGCAACGGAAACAGCUGAACACCGUGAGGUUCGAUUGCAGAAUAUGGCACAACGGGCAGCGACAUCCAGAUCUAUGGAGACACAGCAACAGCGUGAAGCUAGAUUGCAAGAUGCGGCACAGCGAGCAGUGACAUCCAGAGCAACGGAAACGGUUCAACAACACGAAGCGAGAAUACACGAUAUUGCAUUGCGAGGAGUACGAUCCAGAGUUGAGGAAACAGAUGAGCAGCGUGCGCUUCGACUGCAGAAUAUGGCACAACGGGCAGCGGCAUCCAGGUCCGGGGAGACACAGCAACAGCAUAAAGCUCGAUUGCAAGAUGCGGCCCAUCGAGCAGCGACAUCCAGAGCAGCGGAAACGGUUCAACAUCACGAAGCCCGAAUACGCGAUAUUGCAGUGCGAGUAUUAAGAUCCAGAGCGGAGGAAACAGAUGAGCAGCGUGCGGUUCGAUUGCAGAAUAUGGCACAACGGGCAGCGACAUCCAGGUCCGAGGAGACACGGGAACAGCGUGAAGCUCGAUUGCAAGAUGCGGCACAGCGAGCAGCGACUUCCAGAGCAGCGGAAACGGUUCAACAACACGAAGCCCGACUACGCGAUGUUGCAGUGCGAGUAGUAAGAUCCAGAGCAGAGGAAACAAAUGAGCAGCGUGCGGUUCGUUUGCAGAAUAUGGCACAACGGGCAGCAACAUCCAGGUCCGAGGAGACACAGGAACAGCGUGAAGCUCGAUUGCAAGAUGCGGCACAGCGAGCAGCGACUUCCAGAGCAGCGGAAACGGUUCAACAGCACGUAGCGCGAUUGCACGAUAUUGCAUUGCGAGUAGUACGAUCCAGAGUUGAAGAAACAGAUGAGCAGCGUGCGCUUCGACUGCAGAAUAUGGCACAACGAGCAGCGGCAUCCAGGUCCGGGGAGACACAGCAACUGCGUGAAGCUCGAUUGCAAGAUGCGGCCCAUCGAGCAGCGACAUCCAGAGCAGCGGAAACGGUUCAACACCACGAAGCCCGAAUACGCGAUAUUGCAUUGCGAGUAUUAAGAUCCAGAGCGGAGGAAACAGAUGAGCAGCGUGCGGCUCGAUUGCAGAAUAUGGCACAACGGGCAGCGACAUCCAGGUCCGAGGAGACACAGCAACAGCGUGAAGCUCGAUUGCAAGAUGCGGCACAGCGAGCAGCGACUUCUAGAGCAGCGGAAACGGUUCAACAGCACGAAGCACGAUUGCACGAUAUUGCAUUGCGAGUAGUACGAUCCAGAGUUGAGGAAACAGAUGAGCAGCGUGCGCUUCGACUGCGGAAUAUGGCACAACGGGCAGCGGCAUCCAGGUCCGAGGAGACACGGGAACAGCGUGAAGCUCGAUUGCAAGAUGCGGCACAGCGAGCAGCGACAUCCAGAGCAACGGAAACGGUUCAACAACACGAAGCGCGAUUACACGAUAUUGCAUUGCGAGUAGUACGAUCCAGAGUUGAGGAAACAGAUGAGCAGCGUGCGCUUCGACUGCGGAAUAUGGCACAACGGGCAGCGGCAUCCAGGUCCGAGGAGACACAGGAACAGCGUGAAGCUCGAUUGCAAGAUGUGGCCCAGCGAGCAGCGACAUUCAGAGCAACGGAAACGGUUCAACAACACGAAACGCGAUUACUGGAUAUGGCACAGCGAGUGACAGCAUCCAGAACAGAGGAAACUGUUGAGCAUCGAACCAUUCGGCUACAGGAAAUGCGCGAUAUGGCAAGACAAACAAGGACUAUGCAAUAUUCAGACAUGGAUUUGGCAGCAUUCCAUUACGACCCGGGGAGGAACUAUGCAGAACACAAUCAUGUAAUAAUUGGAAAAAUGGAUUCAGUGUGCAGAUAUUGCCAAGCACAGAAGUUCAAAAAUGAGUCUCCGGGCCUUUGCUGUAAAAAUGGAAAAGUAAAGCUUUUGCAGCCAGACCAGCCACCACAAGCUCUCAUGAACUACAUGUCGGGAGAUACGCCAGAAUCGAAGCACUUUCUAAAAAACAUCCGAAAGUACAAUUCGUGCUUUCAGAUGACAUCAUUCGGAGCAACAUCUGUAGUUGAGCAAGGUGGAUUUCCAUCUACAUUUACAGUGCAAGGUCAGAUCUACCACAAGGCGGGUUCAUUGCUUCCGAUGCCGGAUCAACCUCCAAAAUUCCUGCAGCUGUAUUUCAUUGGCAACGACCAAAUGGAGAUUGAUCAAAGAUGCGGCUACAUCUCAGGAACAAAACGUGAGAUUGUGGACAAUUUGCAAAAGAUGUUGCAGGAGCAUAAUGAUUUGAUCAGAACAUUCAAAUCUGCAUUGGACCGUAUGCCGACGGAUGAAUAUAGAGUAAUAAUAAGGGCUGAUCGAACACCACCAGGUGAACAUGAGCGGCGUUAUAAUGCACCCCAAGUAGAUGAAGUUGCAGUGGUCAUGUCCAGUGAUAAUUGCGAACGACGAGACAUAAUAAUCCAACGACGUGGUGAAUCGCUGCAGCGUAUUUCAGAAACCCAUCGCUCUUAUGAUGCCCUGCAGUAUCCAGUGAUGUUCCCAUAUGGCGAAGAUGGGUACCACUUCAAUCUGGUGCAAACUAAUCCGACAACUGGCGAAGCGACGAACAAAAAAGUUUCCGCGAUGGAUUUCUACUCAUAUCGGCUGAUGACUCGAGGUGCUGACUAUAAUCACAUAGUAAACUGCAGACAACUAUUUCAACAGUUUGUUGUGGAUAUGUACGUGAAAAUCGAGAGUGAACGACUUCUCUACGUGCGCUUAAAUCAACGUAAAUUGAGGGUUGAAGAGUAUGUGCACCUGAGAGACGCUGUAGCUAACGACGGAAAUAUUGACAGUCUUGGGGCUUUGGUUAUUCUACCUUCAUCGUUUACUGGUAGUCCUAGACAUAUGGCGGAGUACACCCAAGAUGCUAUGACAUACGUCAGGAUGUAUGGAAGACCGGAUUUAUUCAUUACGUUUACCUGUAAUCCAACUUGGACUGAGAUCCAGGAGAUGCUUUCGAACGGACAAUCAGCUAAUGAACGUCAUGAUUUAGUUGCGAGAGUGUUCAGACAGAAGCAACAAAAAUUAAUCGACGUUCUAACUAAAGGCCAUGUGUUCGGAGUUGUAAGGUGUUGGAUGUACACAAUUGAAUGGCAAAAGCGAGGGUUGCCACAUUCCCACAAUUUGAUUUGGUUGGUAAACAAGCUUCAGCCAGCACAAAUCGAUGAAGUAAUAUCAGCUGAGCUACCAAAUCCAGUCGAAGAUCCGGAACUCUAUGCAGUGGUAACGAAAAAUAUGAUCCAUGGUCCAUGUGGCAACCUCAAUCUCAAUUCACCAUGCAUGAAGGACAGGAAGUGUACUAAGAAAUAUCCUCGAAAUUUCAUCGUAGAAACCCAAACCGGAAAUGAUGGAUAUCCAGUAUACAGACGGCGAGCACCAAAAGAUGGAGGGCAUACAACAAAGUUGAAGAUAAGAAAUACGGAAGUUGAAAUAGAUAACAGGUGGAUUGUACCGUAUUCUCCGUUUCUAUCGAAAAUGUUCCAGGCGCAUAUCAACGUGGAGUUUUGUAACAGUGUGAAAUCGAUAAAGUAUGUUUGCAAGUACGUGAAUAAGGGAAGCGAUAUGGCUGUAUACGGGAUAGGAAACGAGAAAUCAAACGACGAAGUGAUGCAGUAUCAGCUUGGAAGAUACGUGAGCAGUAACGAAGCUGUUUGGCGGAUUUUUGGAUUCCCGAUCCACGAGAGACACCCAACUGUUGUCCAUCUUAGCGUGCACCUUGAAAAUGGCCAGAGAGUGUAUUUCACACCAGAGAAUGUGCCUGCAUUAGUUGAUCAUCCACCAAAUACAACACUGACAGCAUUCUUCCAGCUUUGUCAGGAUGAUCCUUUUGCGCGGACAUUAUUAUAUCCUGAAGUUCCACGGUACUAUACAUGGAAUGCUUCAAGUAAGACAUUCCAAAGAAGAAAAGUGGGACAGUUUGUUCCUGAACACAACGUGUUUGCGAGCGAUGCGUUGGGUCGAGUGUAUACUGUGCAUCCCAACAACGCGGAAUGUUAUUAUCUGAGGAUGCUUCUUCACUCUGUUCGCGGGCCAAGAUCUUUUGCGGAGGCUAGGACAGUGAAUCAAACCGUUUGUCAAACGUUCCGGGAAGCCUGCCAGAAGCUAGGAUUGCUCGAAGGUGAUCAACACUGGGACGAUGCUUUGCGAGAAGCAUCGUUGUUAUGUCUCCCAGAGCAAAUUAGGAGACUUUUUGCGAUUAUUUUAACCACAUGUGCUCCAUCGAAUCCAAACACAUUGUGGGAAAAAUAUAAAAAGGAUCUUAGCGAAGAUAUGCUCUACCACGUCCGCAGACAAAACCCUUCGAUUGAAAUCAAUUUCAACCAAGAUGUGUUCAACCAAGCUCUGAUUGAUCUUGAGAACAAAUGUGUGGCCAUGGUCGGCAAAUCAUUGUCACAGCUCGGUUUGCCAGCACCAACAAGAGGCGAAGAAAGAGUACUUGAAGCUGAUUACAUACGGGAAAUGAACUACAAUAAGGAGACUUUGGAUGAAUAUGUUGCGGCUAAGGAACCACUACUCAACGAAGAUCAGAAAAUAUCUCUCGGCAUGAUUAUGGAUCGUGUAACAACGCAACAGGGCGGUAUCAUCUUCCUGGAUGCUUCAGGAGGGACAGGCAAAACAUUUCUGACUAAUUUGGUUCUUGCGAAAGUCAGAGCACAAGGAGACAUCGCUCUUGCAAUAGCGUCUUCCGGAAUAGCAGCAACAUUGAUGGAUGGAGGAAGAACUGCUCAUUCUGCCUUAAAGUUACCACUUGACAUAGCCCGGCAAGAAAACCCCAUUUGCAACAUAAGUAAGACAAGCGGAAAGGCACAAGUGCUAAAGAUGUGCAAGUUAAUUAUAUGGGAUGAAUGUACUAUGGCCCAUAAGAAAGCCCUGGAAGCUCUGGAUGCAACAUUGAAAGACAUACGAGGAAACAAUAACUUGAUGGGAGGAGCUGUUUUACUGCUUUGUGGAGAUUUCCGCCAAACAUUGCCCGUCAUCCCAAAGUCAACACCGGCUGAUGAGAUUUACGCUUGCCUCAAAUAUUCGUCGGUAUGGAAGUUUGUUGUCAAGACUACGUUGAAACAGAACAUGAGAGUUCAUUUGGGGGAUGAACAUGCUGAAACAUUCGCUAACAAACUUCUGGCAAUUGGAGAAGGGAGAGUUGCCACUGGUUCUAAUGGACUCAUCAGACUUCCACCCGAUUUUUGCAAUUUGGUUUCAUCGGUAGCAGAGCUGAUCGAUACAGUUUAUCCAGAAAUUGCUAAAAAAUAUCGUGACACCUGCUGGCUGCGUGAAAGAGCCAUUCUUUCAGCAAAAAAUGAAGACGUCAAUGAGAUAAACAAUCAGAUUCUCGCUAAGCUUCCUGGGUUGGCUGUUGAGUACAAAUCCAUCGACACCGUAGAGGAAGCUGACGAGGCAGUCAAUUUCCCACAAGAAUUCCUCAACUCGCUCGAUCCAUCCGGAAUGCCACCGCAUCGUCUUUUCAUCAAAGAAGGAUGUCCCAUCAUUCUCCUGAGAAAUCUGGAUCCGCCGAAGCUUUGCAACGGCACGAGGUUAUGUGUGCAAAAGAUGCUUGGCAAUGUUAUCGAAGCAGUCAUAUUGACAGGAAAGGGACAAGGUGAAUCUGUUUUCAUUCCAAGAAUUCCACUCGUGCCAUCAGACCUCCCGUUCAGUUUUAAGAGACUGCAAUUUCCCGUAAGACUCGCGUUCUCGAUUACAAUCAAUAAGUCACAGGGACAGUCAAUUAAGCAUUGUGGAGUAGAUUUAAGAUCAUCAUGCUUUUCUCACGGUCAGCUGUAUGUUGCUUGCUCAAGAGUUGGUUCACCUAAUCAUUUGUGCAUCCUUGCUCCUGGUGGCGAAACGAAAAAUGUCGUUUACAGACAGUAUAAAUAUUUUUUCUUCGAUUUCGCAAUGGCUCCCAAUAAACGAAAGUGUAUUGGCCGAAUGCAAGGUAAAGCAAAAAAAAUGAGAGAACAGCGUCACAAUGAAACUGCUUUGGCACGAAGCAAACGCCUCUCUGCGUUGCGUGAAAGAGCUAGGGCAUCUAGGGCUUUAGAGAAUACAGCAGAGCGGGAGGCCAGGUUGAGUGGUAUGGCAUAUAGAGCGUCUGCAGUCAGAGCUUUAGAGACGGUAGAACAAAGUGAAGAUCGGCGACGACAUAUGGCAGAAAGAGCUGCAACAUCCAGAGCAGCAGAAACGCAAGAACAGCAUGAGGAACGGCUUCAGGACAUGGCACGUCGAGCCACGGCUUCCAGAGCAGAGGAGACAGAUGAACAGCGCGAGGUUCGACUGCUGAAAGUAUCACGACGGGCAGCGACCUCCAGAUCAGUGGAGACACCGCAACAGCGUGAAGCUCGACAGCUGGAUGCGGCUCAGCGAGCAACGACAUCCAGAGCAGAGGAAACGGUUAAACAGCGCGAAGCUCGGUUACACGAUAUGACACUGCGAAUGGUAAGAUUCAGAGCGGAGGAAACAGAUGAGCAGCGUGAGGUUCGACUGCAUAAUAUGGCACAACGGGCAGCGGUAUCCAGAUCUGAGGAAACACAGCAGCAACGAGAAGCUAGAUUGCAAGAUGCGGCACGGCGAGCAGCGACAUCCAGAGCGGAUGAAACAGAUGAACACCGAGCGGUUCGGCUGCAGAAUAUGGCACAACGGGCAGCGGCAGUCAGAUCUGAGGAGACACAGCAACAGCGAGAAGCUAGAAUGCAAGAUGCGACACAGCGAGCAGCGACAUCCAGAGCGGAGGAAACAGAUGAACAACGUGCGGUUCGACUGCGGAAUAUGGCACAACGGGCAGCGGCAUCCAGAUCUGAGGAGACACAGCAACAGCGAGAAGCUAGAUUGCAAGAUGCGACACAGCGAGCAGCGACAUCCAGAGCGGAGGAAACAGAUGAACAACGUGCGGUUCGACUGCGGAAUAUGGCACAACGGGCAGUGGCAUCCAGAUCUGAGGAGACACAGCAGCAGCGAGAAGCUAGAUUGCAAGAUGCGACACAGCGAGCAGCGACAUCCAGAGCGGAGGAAACAGAUGAACAACGUGCGGUUCGACUGCGGAAUAUGGCACAACGGGCAGCGGCAUCCAGAUCUGAGGAGACACAGCAGCAGCGAGAAGCUAGAUUGCAAGAUGCGACACAGCGAGCAGCGACAUCCAGAGCGGAGGAAACAGAUGAACAACGUGAGGUUCGACUGCGGAAUAUGGCACAACGGGUAGCGGCAUCCAGAUCUGAGGAGACACAGCAACAGCGAGAAGCUAGAUUGCAAGAUGCGACACAGCGAGCAGCGACAUCCAGAGCGGAUGAAAUAGAUGAACACCGUGCGGUUCGACUGCGGAAUAUGGCACAACGGGCAGCGGCAUCCAGAUCUGAGGAGACACAGCAACAGCGAGAAGCUAGAUUGCAAGAUGCGACACAGCAAGCAGCGACAUCCAGAGCGGAGGAAACAGAUGAACAACGUGCGGUUCGUUUGCAGAAUAUGGCACAACGGGCAAUGGCGUCCAGGUCCGAGGAGACACAGCAACAGCGUGAGGCUCGAUUGCAAGAUGCGGCACAGCGAGCAGCGACAUUCAGAGCAACGGAAACUGUUGAACAUCGAACAAUUCGGCUACAGGAAAUGCGCAAUAUGACAAGACAAACAAGGACUAUGCCAUAUUCAGACAUGGAUUUGGCAGCAUUCCAUUACGACCCGGGGAGGAAUUACGCGGAACACAAUCAGGUAGUAAUUGGAAAAAUGGAUUCAGUGUGCAGGUAUUGCCAAGCCCAGAAGUUCAAAAAUGAGUCUCCGGGCCUUUGCUGUAAAAAUGGAAAAGUAAAGCUUUUGCAGCUAGACCAGCCACCAGAAGCUCUCAUGAACUACAUGUCAGGAGAUACGCCAGAAUCGAAGCACUUUCUCAAAAACAUCCGAAAGUACAAUUCAUGCUUUCAGAUGACAUCAUUCGGAGCAACAUCUGUAGUUGAGCAAGGCGGAUUUCCAUCUACAUUUACAGUGCAAGGUCAGAUCUACCACAAGGCGGGUUCAUUGCUUCCGUUGCCGGAUCAACCUCCAAAAUUCCUGCAGCUGUAUUUCAUCGGAAACGACCAAAUGGAGGUUGAUCAAAGAUGCAGCUAUAUCUCAGGAACAAGACGUGAAAUUGUAGACAAUUUGCAAAAGAUGUUGCAGGAGCAUAAUGAUUUGAUCAGAACAUUCAAAGCUGCAUUGGAUCGUAUGCCGACGGAUGAGUAUAGAGUAAUCAUAAGGGCUGAUCGAACACCACCAGGUGAACAUGAGCGGCGUUACAAUGCACCCCAAGUAGAUGAAGUUGCUGUGGUCAUGUCCAGUGAUAAUUGCGAACGACGAGACAUAAUAAUCCAACGACGUGGAGAAUCGCUGCAGCGUAUUUCAGAAACCCAUCGCUCUUAUGAUGCCCUGCAGUAUCCAGUGAUGUUCCCAUAUGGCGAAGAUGGGUACCACUUCAAUCUGGUGCAAACUAAUCUGACAACUGGCGAAGCGACGAACAAAAAAGUUUCCGCGAUGGAUUUCUACUCAUAUCGGCUGAUGACUCGAGGUGCUGACUAUAAUCACAUAGUAAACUGUAGACAACUAUUUCAACAGUUCGUUGUGGAUAUGUACGUGAAAAUCGAGAGUGAACGACUUCUCUACGUUCGCUUAAAUCAACGUAAAUUGAGGGUUGAACAAUAUGUGCACCUGAGAGACGCUGUAGCUAACGACGGAAACAUUGACAGUCUUGGGACUUUGGUUAUUCUACCUUCAUCGUUUACUGGUAGUCCAAGACACAUGGCUGAGUACACUCAAGAUGCCAUGACAUACGUCAGGAUGUAUGGAAGACCGGAUUUGUUCAUUACCUUUACCUGUAAUCCAACUUGGACUGAGAUCCAGGAAAUGCUUUCGAACGGACAAUCAGCUAAUGAACGUCAUGAUUUAGUUGCGAGAGUGUUCAGACAGAAACAACAAAAAUUAAUUGACGUUAUAACUAAAGGCCAUGUGUUCGGUGUUGUAAGGUGUUGGAUGUACACAAUUGAAUGGCAAAAGCGAGGGUUGCCACACUCCCACAAUUUAAUUUGGUUGGUAAGCAAGCUUCAGCCAGCAGAAAUCGAUGAAGUAAUAUCAGCUGAGCUACCAAAUCCAGUCGAAGAUCCGGAACUCUCUGCAGUGGUAACGAAAAAUAUGAUCCAUGGUCCAUGUGGCAAUCUCAAUCCCAAUUCACCAUGCAUGAAGGACAGGAAGUGUACGAAGAAAUAUCCUCGAAAUUUCAUAGAAGAAACCCAAACUGGAAAUGAUGGAUAUCCAGUAUACAGACGGCGAGCACCAAAAGAUGGAGGGCGUACAACAAAAUUGAAGAUAAGAAAUACGGAAAUUGAAAUAGAUAACAGGUGGAUUGUACCGUACUCUCCGUUUCUAUCGAAAAUGUUCCAGGCGCAUAUCAACGUGGAGUAUUGUAACAGUGUGAAAUCGAUAAAGUAUGUUUGCAAGUACGUGAAUAAGGGAAGCGAUAUGGCUGUAUACGGGAUAGGAAAUGAAAAAACAAACGACGAAGUGAUGCAGUAUCAGCUUGGAAGAUACGUUAGCAGUAACGAAGCUGUUUGGCGGAUUUUUGGAUUCCCGAUCCACGAGAGACACCCAACUGUUGUCCAUCUUAGCGUGCACCUUGAAAAUGGCCAGAGAGUGUAUUUCACACCAGAAAACGUGCCUGCAUUAGUCGAUCAUCCACCAAAUACAACACUGACAGCAUUCUUCCAGCUUUGUCAGGAAGAUCCUUUUGCGCGGACAUUAUUAUAUCCUGAAGUUCCACGGUACUAUACAUGGAAUGCUUCAAGUAAGACAUUCCAAAGAAGAAAAGUGGGACAGUUUGUUCCUGAGCACAACGUGUUUGCGAGCGAUGCAUUGGGUCGAGUCUAUACUGUGCAUCCCAAUAACGCGGAAUGUUAUUAUCUAAGAAUGCUUCUUCACUCUGUUCGCGGGCCAAGAUCAUUCGCGGAGGUUAGAACAGUGAAUCAAACCGUAUGCCAAACGUUCCGGGAAGCCUGCCAGAAGCUAGGAUUGCUCGAAGGUGAUCAACACUGGGACGAUGCUUUGCGAGAAGCAGCGUUGUUAUGCCUUCCAGAACAAAUUAGGAGUCUUUUUGCGAUUAUUUUAACCACAUGUGCUCCAUCGAAUCCAAACACAUUGUGGGAAAAAUAUAAAAAGGAUCUUAGUGAAGAUAUGCUCUACCACGUCCGUAGACAAAAUCCUUCGGUGGAAAUCAAUUUCAAUCAAGAUGUGUUCAACCAAGCUCUGAUUGAUCUUGAGAACAAAUGUGUGGCCAUGGUCGGCAAAACAUUGUCACAGCUCGGUUUGCCAGCACCAACAAGAGGCGAAGAAAGAGUACUUGAAGCUGAUUACAUACGGGAAAUGAACUACAAUAAGGAGACGUUGGAUGAAUAUGUUGCGGCUAAGGAACCACUACUCAACGAAGAUCAGAAAAUAUCGCUCGGCAUGAUUAUGGAUCGUGUAUCAACGCAACAGGGCGGUAUCAUCUUCCUGGAUGCUUCAGGAGGGACAGGCAAAACAUUUCUGACUAAUUUGGUUCUUGCAAAAGUCAGAGCACAAGGAGACAUCGCUCUUGCAAUAGCGUCUUCCGGAAUAGCAGCUACAUUGAUGGAUGGAGGAAGAACUGCUCAUUCUGCCCUAAAGUUACCACUUGACAUAGCCAGGCAAGAAAACCCCAUUUGCAACAUAAGUAAGACAAGCGGUAGGGCACAAGUGCUAAAGAUGUGCAAGUUGAUUAUAUGGGAUGAAUGUACUAUGGCCCAUAAGAAAGCCCUGGAAGCUCUGGAUGCAACAUUAAAAGACAUACGAGGAAACAAUAACUUGAUGGGAGGAGCUCUAUUACUUCUUUGUGGAGACUUCCGCCAAACAUUGCCCGUCAUCCCGAAGUCAACACCGGCUGAUGAGAUUUACGCUUGCCUUAAAUAUUCGUCGGUAUGGAAGUUUGUUGUCAAGGUAGUGCUAUUAAAGUUAGAAAGUAGCAAGUGCGGUACUGUGCGUGAUUCUGUUAAGAAAGAAAAAGUUUUUUUCUUUGUGCACACCGCCUCACCUCCCGCUCGGCACACCGCGCCCAUCAAGUCGAAUACCCCUAUUCUGACCCCACGUGCCAGCAUUGAAGGUCCCCAACGUCCGGUCGGAGUUGGAAGAGAGUUGCAACCGCCAACACUGCACUCCGGAAGAGCCCGAUUCCCGCCAACUGGGAAUAAUUCACUUGCCGCCCACCAAAAUUGGCAAGCUAGCUGCGUUAAGUCAUUUCCACGAUGCGCCAUUGUUCACUGUGGUGAACCAGCACCGGACUGGCGACGCGACGCGAGAGGCAGAGAGAAGAGUCAAACCGUGAGUAAGCUCCUGCGGGAGAACUACAAAUGUUAUGUAAGCGUGCUUAAAGCGUAA